UGACAUGACAUAACAAAAUGUCGGAAACACUAUAAUAGAUUAGGUUAUAUUUUAUUCCAUGAAGUUUUCUAAGCGGAUUGAAAGUAGCGUUAUUUAAGAGUACAACAUGCAUGGACCUAUCAGCUUCUGGUGGUUGUCGCACACCGUCCGCUUUCUUUUACUACUGGUGCUGCUUCUGUCGACCGUUGUGUACUACAUAAGUAGUAUACUUGACGCAUCUUCAUUGAGUACCAAGACAUCUGUGUGGUCUCAAAAAUGGUCAUCAACGACAACUAAAGCUAACACUAUGACUGUAAAAGCAACGCAUUCCAUAAAUACAUUUAAAACAAUUUCUAAUGAAAUAGUUAAUAAUGACCGUAUAUUGGUAAAUGCAAGUAAAAAUAUGGAAAAUGUUACUUCUAGCACAGUUACUGGUAGGACAGUAAAAAAACGCGACUUUAGAACUAUUAAACCUCUCUGUCCCGAGGUGCCUCCGGGUCUAGGGCCAAUUACAGCGAGUAAAAAUGAACUAUAUCUAGAUUAUAUAGAGAAGAAAUUCCCUGAAGUAAAAUCUGGUGGACAGUAUGCGCCUCCGAAUUGCACCGCAAGGCAUAAAAUUGCAAUUAUAGUCCCUUUUCGAGAUCGUGAUCAGCAUUUGCCCAUCUUCUUGAAUCACAUGCACCCUUUUCUGAUGAAGCAACAGUUGGAAUAUGGGAUUUUCGUUAUCGAGCAAUAUCGAUACAGAUCAUUCAAUCGAGGGAAGUUGAUGAACGUGGGUUUCGUGGAGAGUCAGAAUCGAAAGCCAGGCGGGUGGCAAUGCUUUGUAUUCCACGAUAUAGACUUGCUGCCGUUAGAUGAGAGGAAUUUGUACUACUGUCCAGAAUAUCCUCUGCAUAUGUCCGUACUGAUAGAUAAACAUGAUUUUAAGGUAAGUGAUAUGUUUGGCGGAGUAAUGGUGAUGACACUUGAGCAAUUUUCAAUUGUGAACGGCUUCUCCAACAAAUUUUGGGGAUGGGGCGGAGAAGAUGAUGAUAUGCAUAGAAGAGUGCAAAAGAUGUACUACGGCUUUGCAAGAUAUGUCAACUUGCCAAUUACAAAAUACAUUAUGCUUGACCACGAGGAAGCUUUCAAAAACCCGUUCAGAUUUGAAAUAUUAGCCCAAACUAAAGAUUCAAUGGAGGAAGAUGGACUGUCGACGUUGAAUUAUAAAAUCGUGAAAGUUGUCAAGCACCACUUAUACACGCAAAUUAUUGCCGAUAUCGAUAAACGCAACUGAUGGAAACACAAAGCAGAACCAACGCUUCGCUUAUCUGCGAGGCUUGUAACUAAACGUGCAAAGGUCAUCACUCAUUCUAUCACACGGAGGUGUUUCGGUGUUCGUGUGACGUAUACUCGCCGCUCAUGGAAGCUGCGCGUGUCGAUUAUUCAAUCGUCGCGGCGUUCAACUUUUGUCUACGCGUUAACAUUGAGUAGGUGUAAUGAGCGAUGACCUUAAUUUUACUGCAGUGUAUUGUAGUCUACCAUAUGCGUUUUCUCUGCUUUAGUGUAGGAGUUCAAGUAAAAAUAAGGCAAUUUUAAACUUUAAAAUAUUUCUCACCGUAAUAAUAUUUUUUUAUUCAUCAUUACCAGCUCA
Messenger RNA from Papilio polytes (common Mormon), 1612 nucleotides. RefSeq names its product beta-1,4-N-acetylgalactosaminyltransferase bre-4-like. Gene Ontology annotation, molecular function: N-acetyl-beta-glucosaminyl-derivative 4-beta-N-acetylgalactosaminyltransferase activity. The coding region runs from base 107 to 1255 and encodes 382 amino acids. Lineage: Eukaryota; Metazoa; Arthropoda; Insecta; Lepidoptera; Papilionidae. Gene Ontology annotation, biological process: glycosphingolipid biosynthetic process; carbohydrate metabolic process. The transcript is spliced from 9 exons. The record is from RefSeq and is a predicted model, not a curated record.